Messenger RNA from Williopsis jadinii, 923 nucleotides. RefSeq names its product 60S ribosomal protein uL30. Bases 137 to 808 code for a protein of 223 amino acids. The transcript is spliced from 3 exons. Gene Ontology annotation, biological process: maturation of LSU-rRNA from tricistronic rRNA transcript (SSU-rRNA, 5.8S rRNA, LSU-rRNA). Gene Ontology annotation, cellular component: cytosolic large ribosomal subunit. The record is from RefSeq and is a predicted model, not a curated record. Gene Ontology annotation, molecular function: RNA binding; structural constituent of ribosome. NCBI's taxonomy places the organism in Eukaryota, Fungi, Ascomycota, Saccharomycetes, Phaffomycetales, Wickerhamomycetaceae.
ACAUCCAGACACCACAAACCCACAAGCUGGAAGUUUCAUCCGCAAUACCACCAAAAAAAUCAACACAUAAACGGGGGAAUUUUUCACUUUGUUACCGUUUCCUCCAAUCUAUCAACUCGAACUAACCACAACAAAAAUGGCUAAGACUACCCCAAAGCAAGUUAUCACCGCUGAGCAAGCCAACAAGGAGAAGCGUCAAGCUAUCUUUGAGAGAACUGCUGCUUACGAGAAGGAGUACUACGAGGCUGAGCGUGCUGUCAUCAACGCUAAGCGUGAGGCUAAGGCUGCUGGUUCUUACUACGUUGAGGCUCAACCAAAGCUCGUCUUUGUUGUCAGAAUCAAGGGUAUCAACAAGAUUGCUCCAAAGCCAAGAAAGGUUUUGCAAUUGUUGAGAUUGUUGCAAAUCAACGCUGGUGUCUUUGUCAAGCUCACCAAGGCUACCUCCGAGCUCUUGAAGCUUGUUGAGCCAUACGUUGCUUACGGUUACCCAUCCCUUUCUACCAUCAAGCAAUUGAUCUACAAGAGAGGUUACGGUAAGGUCAACAAGCAAAGAAUCCCAUUGUCUGAGAACGCCAUCAUCGAGGCUGCUCUUGGUCAAUUCGGUAUCGUCUCCAUUGAGGAUUUGAUCCACGAGAUCUACACCGUUGGUCCAAACUUCAAGCAAGCUAACAACUUCUUGUGGCCAUUCAAGUUGUCCAACCCAUCUGGUGGUUGGGGUGUCCCAAGAAAGUUCCAACACUUUAUCCAAGGUGGUUCUACUGGUAACAGAGAGGAGUUCAUCAACGCUCUCAUCAAGAAGCAAUUGUAAAGAGGUUAAUAACCCCCUUUGCUCUUCCUUCAAGCAGAGGUUUAAGCAUCCUCUUUCAUUCUUUAAUUAAUUGAUGUUAAUUUAUGAUCUGAAAAGGAGGUGUUUUCCUCUGUCU